CAAAACAUUAAAUUUAAUAUCAAGGAAAUAAACAUAGGCGUAGGAUAUAGCUAGACGGCCAUGAUUUCCGACAUGCUAACGUAUUACGGGUAGGGACAGCAGGAAAAUGGCCGGUAGCGUGUGUUCGUCGGUGUUGUCGAAGGUGGCGUAAAUUUUGAUCGACGAGUUUCGUUCAAGAUACACGAAUGUAUGGUUAAAUUUGCUUCUACAGUAAAGUGAAUUUUUAUUCGGUAUGUAUGAACACAGGUCUUGUUUAAGUCUAAUGAGAAUCUCGUAAUGUUAUAGAAUCUUGUUCAACUGGAAACUAAAAUGAGUUGUCAGAUUUUUUGUUGGGUACAAAUAUUUUAAUGGGUGUUAUUCCAGCAGCAUCAAUCUUUAUAAAAUAUUUAUGUAAAGAAUUUAUUUUGUUAAUAUUAUUGGGUGAAUAUUUCGUGAAUUCUCAGUUGUACAUAGGUAAGAUUUGUGUACAUUGUGUAACAGGAGAAUAUUACGUGUGAACUUCUUAUAAAUAUGUUUAUAUGAUUUUGGAAUGUUGAUACACAGAAAGGUGGUGACUUUUAUGCAUCCGAAAUAAACCAAACCAAUAUGGCAAGUCCUUCGCCACAAUCAUCUCCUAUGCCUCCACCACAAGCACCAAGCCCUAUGGGUCCUCCUCAGCAAGCACCGUCACCCUCUAAUCCUCAAGGUAGUCCAAUGGGCCCACCACAACAUCAUCCACAUAGUCCAACACAAGCAUAUCAAACUGGUCCGUCAAUGCAAUCUGGUGGACCGCCUAUGUCUCAAUCACCUCAACAGCCUCCACCCCAACAGCAGAAUUAUUCAUCACAUCCACAACAGAUGCAAGCUAAUAUGGGUCCACAGAACCAGGGUGGUCCUGGCGGUCCAGUCGGUCAAAAUUCUAGUUCUCAGCAAGGUCCAGGAGGGUCUAUGGUGCCAGGUCAAAUGGGACCGAAUGGGCCUCAAGGAACAUCUCAUAUGAUGCAGUCUGGACCAAAUCAGAUGGGUUCUAAUGGUCCAGGUCAAAUGGGUGGUGGUGGUCCUGGUCAAAUGGGCUCAGGAGGUCCAAGUCAGAUGGGCCCAGGAGGUCCAGGAGGGCCAAUUGGACCAAACCAUAUGGGGCAGGGAGGAGGAGGACCACCGGGAGGUGGUCAUAUGGGUCAGGGUCCUAAUCAAAUGGGCCCAGGAAGUGGACCAGGUUCGCAGAUGGGUCCCGGUGGACCUCCAAACUCGCAAAUGGUACCUGGAGGACCAGGACAUAUGAGUGGACCAUCAGGGCCAGGACAUAUGAAUGCAAGUGGUCCACCAGGAUCUGGUCAUAUGAGUUCAGGUGGUCCACCAGGAUCGGGUCACGUGAACACAUCUGGCCCUCCAGGAUCAGGACAUAUGAAUAAUAGUGGACCUCCUGGUUCAGGACACAUGAAUGCCAGUGGUCCUCCUGGAAGUCAUUUGAAUAGUGGACCGCCUAUUCCGAGUCAUAUGAAUGCAAGUGGCCCACCGGGAUCCGGACAUAUGAGUGGGCCAGGGAAUCACAUGGGUCCUGGAGGUCCAGGACAGAUGCCUCCAAGUGGCCCUGGUGGACACAGUAUGGGACCAGGAGGUCCAUCUCAAAUGGGUCCUGGUGGUCCAAAUCAAAUGGUACCUAAUAGCCAAUCUCCAAUGGGUCCUAGCCCAAUGGGGCCUGUUGGUCCAGGUGGACAAAUGGGUCCAAACGGUCCUGGGCAAAUGGGGCAUAACGGACCUUCGCAAGUAGGACCAAAUGGUCCUGGACAAAUGAACAUGGGUGGACCGUCAUCACAAAUGGGAAUUGGCCCGGGAGGACCUGGAAGCCAAAUGGGUCCUGGAGGGCAAGUUGGACAAAUGGGCCCAGGAAGUGGGCCUGGAGGUCAAUUAGGACCAAAUGGUCUUGGUCAAAUGGGACCUGGGAAUACUCCAGGAGGACAGAUACCUCCAGGUAAUGGACCUGGGGGUCCUAUGGGACCGGGAAGUGGUCCUGGUGGACAGAUGGGAUCAACUAGUGGACCUGGAGGACAGAUGGGUCCUGGAAGUGGACCUAGUGGACAAAUAGGACCGGGAAGUGGCAGUGGAAGUCAAAUGGGUCCAGGAAAUCCUCCCGGAAAUCCAAUGCCUCCUGGAAGCGGUGCUAGUGGGCAAAUGGGUCCAGGAAAUGGACCUAGCGGACAAAUGGGUCCAGGUAGUGGUCCUAGUGGGCAAAUGGGCCCUGGAAAUGGUCCUAAUAGUCAAAUGGGUCCUGGAAGUGGGCCAGGUUCACAAAUGGGACCAAGUGGGCAAAUGGGACCUGGAGGUCCUGGAGCACAAAUGGUUCCAGGAGGACCAGGUGGGCAAAUACCACCUAAUGGUCCUUCUAAUCAAAUGGGGCCUGGUGGUCCUGGUAGUCAGAUGGGAUCAGGUGGUCCUAACAGUCAAUUGGGCCAUGGUGGUGCAAAUAAUCCGAUGGGGCCGAAUGGACCGAGUGGACAACCAUCCUCUGCUCAAAUGGGUGGUCCUGGUUCGCAGAGUCAACAAAUUGUUCCUGGAGGUACAUCACCAAUGGGUCCUGGUGCUCCAGUAAAUCAAAUGAGUCAAACUGGCCCUGGUCAGAUUGGUCCUAGUGGACCAGGAGGUCCUCCUGCAGCAGGGCAAGAAAAUUUAAAUGCCUUACAAAAGGCUAUUGAUUCCAUGGAAGAAAAAGGGCUCCAAGAAGACCCUCGUUAUUCUCAGUUGCUUGCUUUGAGGGCUCGUCAGGGCAGUAUGGGAGAGAAGCAAACAUUUAGUUCACAACAAUUGCAACAAUUACGUGUACAAAUAAUGGCAUAUCGACUGCUGGCACGAAAUCAGCCAUUAUCUCAACAACUUGCACUAGCUGUUCAGGGUGGAGCACCUCCUCCCCCAGGUUUGCCACAACGUCCCCCUAUAGAUCCAUCUCAAGGACCUGCUACUACUACAGGUCUACCAAUCUCUGGACCAAACGUAAUUGGUUCUGCAGUUCCUCCAAGGCCAGGUUGCCAAACCCCACAGCAACAACAGCCUCCACAGCCAGGUGCCAAGACUAAUAGAGUGACUAGUGUAGCGAAACCAGCUGGUUUAGAUCCUCUGCUAAUUCUACAAGAACGCGAGAACAGAGUUGCUGCACGCAUAGCAUUACGUAUGGAGCAGUUAAGCAAUCUACCAACAAACAUGCCAGAGGAUCUUCGUAUUCAAGCACAAAUUGAAUUACGUAUGCUUAGAGUAUUGAAUUUCCAAAGACAAUUACGAUCAGAGAUUUUAGCAUGUACUCGGAAAGAUACCACGUUAGAAACAGCAGUGAAUGUAAAAGCUUAUAAGCGCACAAAGAAGCAAGGUCUUCGGGAAGCUAGAGCUACAGAGAAACUUGAGAAACAACAGAAAUUGGAGGCAGAACGUAAACGCAGACAAAAACAUCAAGAAUUUCUUAGUUCCGUGCUUCAACAUGGUAAAGAUUUUAAGGAAUUCCAUCGAAACAAUGUGGCUAAAUUGGCUAGGCUUAACAAAGCAGUUCUCAAUUACCACGCUAAUGCAGAAAGAGAGCAGAAGAAAGAACAAGAACGUAUCGAAAAAGAGCGUAUGAGACGUUUAAUGGCAGAAGACGAAGAGGGAUACAGAAAGUUAAUUGAUCAGAAAAAAGAUAAACGAUUAGCGUUUCUGUUAUCUCAGACUGAUGAAUAUAUCAGUAAUUUAACUGAAAUGGUGAAACAACACAAGAUCGAACAAAAAAGAAAGCAGGUGGAAGAACAAAAACGUAAAAAGAAAAAGAAGAAGCUGCAAGAUGGCGAAGGUGGUGAAGAUGGUAACGGUAAUGAGGAUAGCCGUGUUGGAGUGAUAGAAACAUCUACUGGUCGUACAUUGACUGGAGAUGAAGCUCCACUAAUGAGCCAACUUUCAGCCUUUUUGGAAUCUCACCCAGGUUGGGAACCAAUUGAAUCAGAAAGUGAGGACGAUGACGACGAUGAUGAUGAUGAAAAUGACGAUGAAAAAGGUGAACAUAAAGAAAAGGCUCCUGGUGAUUCCGAGGAAGAUAAAGUCAAGAAAACAAUACAUAAAGCUAAAGUGGAAGAUGAUGAGUACAAAACUGAAGAACAAACAUAUUAUAGUAUUGCUCACACUGUACAUGAAGUAGUAACAGAGCAAGCAUCGAUUAUGGUCAACGGAAAAUUAAAAGAAUAUCAAAUAAAGGGUUUGGAAUGGUUAGUUUCAUUAUUCAAUAAUAAUCUAAAUGGUAUUCUUGCGGAUGAAAUGGGUCUCGGUAAAACUAUUCAAACUAUAGCUUUAGUGACUUAUCUCAUGGAGAAAAAAAAAGUCAAUGGUCCAUUCCUGAUUAUCGUCCCAUUAUCUACUUUAUCAAAUUGGGUAUUGGAGUUUGAAAAAUGGGCCCCUAGUGUAGUGGUAGUAUCAUACAAAGGUUCGCCAGCUGGUAGAAGGGCUAUUCAGUCACAAAUGAGAGCUACAAAAUUCAAUGUAUUACUUACCACAUAUGAAUAUGUCAUUAAAGACAAAGGUGUGUUAGCUAAAUUGCAGUGGAAAUAUAUGAUCAUUGAUGAAGGUCACAGAAUGAAGAAUCAUCAUUGUAAAUUAACCCAAGUGUUGAAUACACAUUAUUUAGCUCCGCAUCGACUUCUACUAACUGGAACGCCGUUGCAAAAUAAAUUGCCAGAAUUGUGGGCAUUACUGAAUUUCUUACUACCGUCAAUCUUUAAAUCCUGCAGUACAUUCGAGCAAUGGUUCAAUGCUCCGUUCGCAACCACUGGAGAGAAAGUUGAAUUAAACGAGGAAGAAACAAUUCUUAUUAUUCGUCGUUUGCACAAAGUGUUACGUCCUUUCCUACUGAGACGUUUGAAAAAAGAAGUCGAGUCACAAUUGCCUGAUAAAGUGGAAUACAUUAUUAAGUGUGAUAUGUCAGGAUUACAAAAGGUUCUUUAUAAACACAUGCAAAGCAAGGGUGUGUUGUUAACUGAUGGUUCUGAAAAGGGAAAACAGGGUAAAGGUGGUGCCAAAGCUUUGAUGAAUACUAUUGUUCAGUUGAGAAAAUUAUGUAACCAUCCAUUCAUGUUCCAAGCUAUUGAAGAGAAAUAUUGCGAACAUGUUGGUACACAAGGUAUUAUUACUGGACCUGAUUUGUACCGUGCCUCUGGUAAAUUUGAGUUAUUAGAUCGAAUUCUUCCGAAAUUGAAAGCAACAAAUCAUAGAGUUUUAUUAUUUUGUCAAAUGACACAAUUAAUGACAAUUAUGGAAGAUUAUUUAGGCUGGAGAGGAUUCAUGUAUUUGAGAUUGGAUGGUACAACUAAGGCUGAAGAUAGAGGAGAUCUGUUAAAGAAAUUCAAUGAUCCCGGUUCGGAGUACUUCUUGUUCUUGCUAUCAACACGUGCUGGUGGUCUUGGAUUGAAUCUUCAAGCUGCAGAUACCGUAAUUAUUUUCGAUUCUGAUUGGAAUCCGCAUCAAGAUUUACAGGCACAGGACAGAGCGCACAGAAUUGGUCAGAAAAACGAAGUACGUGUACUAAGAUUGAUGACGGUUAAUUCAGUCGAAGAAAGAAUAUUAGCUGCUGCUAGAUACAAAUUAAACAUGGAUGAAAAGGUUAUACAGGCAGGAAUGUUCGAUCAGAAGUCGACAGGUUCUGAGAGGCAACAAUUCUUGCAAAGUAUCUUGCACCAAGAUGAUGCAGAGGAUGAAGAAGAAAAUGAGGUUCCAGACGAUGAAACAGUUAAUCAAAUGAUUGCUCGAACCGAGGGUGAAUUUGAGAUAUUCCAAAAACUAGAUCUAGAACGAAGAAGAGAAGAGGCAAAGUUAGGCCCAAAUAGAAAAUCUCGACUGUUAGAAGAAGCUGAACUGCCUGAUUGGUUGGUAAAAGAUGAUGAUGAAGUUGAACGAUGGACUUACGAAGAAGACGAAGAUAGGUUCCUUGGACGAGGUUCGAGACAACGAAAGGAAGUUGAUUAUACCGAUAGUCUUACCGAAAAAGAAUGGCUGAAAGCAAUUGACGAUGACGGUGCCGAAUAUGAAGAGGAAGAGGAAGAUGAUAAAAAGAAGAAAAAGACUAGGAAACGAAAGAAAAAAGGCGAAGAAGAUGAUGAACCUAUUCCAAAGAAACGAAGAGGCGGUGGAUCUUCAAUUGAUCCAAAAAUGAAACGGGCUAUGAAAAAGUUACUUAUGAUAGUUGUUAAUUAUACCGAUAGUACGGACGGUAGACUACUUAGUGAACCAUUUAUGAAAUUACCAUCUAGAAGAGAAUUACCAGAUUAUUAUGAAAUUAUUAAAAAACCAUUGACUAUAAAUAAGUUACUUCAAAAAAUUGAAGAAGGAAAGUAUGUCGAUUUUGACGAUCUUGAGAAAGACUUUAUGCAACUCUGCAAAAACGCGCAAGUUUACAAUGAAGAAGCUUCACUCAUACACGAAGACUCCAUUGUUUUACAAUCUGUUUUUACAAAUGCUCGUCAACGAAUUGAAGAAGAGGGUAAUAAUUCCGAUAUGGAUGAUAAAGGUGAUGGUGAAGAUGGCUCGGAUGCUGAUUCCAGUGUAAGAAUGAAAAUUAAAUUGAAAGGAAGAAAAGGGGAAGGUCGAGGAGGUCGUAGAAAAAGAGUUACAAAAAAAUAUAUAUCGGAUGAUGAUGACGAUGCUGAUGAUAAUUGAGAAUUGCACGCGAAUUUUAUAGAAUAUACAAAAUAAUAGGUACAAUAACUUUUAAUAGCUAUCUCAAAUUAAAUUGCUAUCCAUGUGCGCAGCUGUUACUAUAUAGUUAUAUUGUAUGAGAUUUUACAGGAAUUCAACUAAAACGUGUAACUUGAUUAUAGUACAUAAAUACUAUUGUUGGUCAAGUUGUAAAUUUGAAGAAUUAUCGUUAAUAAAAGUUAUAAUUUCUUAGAGUUCAUUAAAUCGGACUCUAUAGAUUUGAUACGAAAUAAUAUGAAUUGUAAUAAGUAACAGAACAUUUUUUAAUUUUAUGCGGAUUUACGUGCAACUUGUACGAUGUACAGUAAGAAUUAGCAUUAGGUAAUUAGUAUGUAAUUUUAUUUCAAUUUUCAAAUGGAUAUAUCAAGAUUUGAUGUUUCAGACAUUCUUCUUCUUUUAUUGAAUUUCAUAUUCGAGAAUAAAACCAUUCUAAAUGACAUAAUUAAAAAUAUAUUGAUAAAAGAUAAAAUCUAAAAAAAUAGAAGAAAUACAGUAAGCACUUUACGCGGUCUCUCUAUGAUGUUCGGGUGUAAAGGAUUUAUUUAGUUUUAUUUGAAAAUCU
Megachile rotundata (alfalfa leafcutting bee) is the source of this 7240-nucleotide messenger RNA. RefSeq names its product ATP-dependent helicase brm (gene brm). The record is from RefSeq and is a predicted model, not a curated record. Lineage: Eukaryota; Metazoa; Arthropoda; Insecta; Hymenoptera; Megachilidae. Gene Ontology annotation, molecular function: ATP binding; histone binding. Gene Ontology annotation, cellular component: nucleus. Gene Ontology annotation, biological process: regulation of DNA-templated transcription.